AUGGAGGGUUUCAUUCAUACGUGUGGAGGGACAUUAAAAGGAAAGAAUGGUACUAUAGAAAGUCCAGGUUUCCCAUACGGAUAUCCUAAUGGUGCCAACUGUACCUGGGUAAUCGUAGCAGAACAAAAGAACAGGAUUCAUAUAGUUUUUCAAUCUUUCGCUGUGGAGGAGGAAUAUGACUUUUUAUCUUUGUAUGAUGGACGCCCACAUCCGGCACACUUCCGGACAAGGUUAACAGGAUUUCAGAUCCCACCUCCCGUCACCAGCACAGGGUCCAUAUUUUCACUACGGCUUACCAGUGACUUUGCAGUAAGCGCUCAUGGAUUUAAGAUGGCUUAUGAAGAGUUAAGGAGCAGCGCCUGUGGGAACCCUGGUGUUCCACCUAAAGCCAUCCUAAACGGAACACAGUUCAACUUCGGGGCCAAGAUCCGCUACAGGUGUGUGACGGGCUACGUGUUGGACGGACACUCACUCCUCACCUGUGUCCUCAACACAGGCAACAUGGCCGUCUGGGACUUCCCUGUCCCCAUCUGCAGAGCUGAGGACACGUGUGGCGGUACAUUGAGGGGGUCCAGUGGGAUCAUCUCCAGCCCUGAAUUCCCCGGUGACCUCUCCAACGCUGGGGAGUGUAAAUGGACGGUGCUGGCUGACCCUGGAGACACCAUCUCACUGGUCUUCACUGACUUCCAGAUGGAGGAUAAACACAACUAUCUGGAGGUAGAAGGAUCAGAGCCGCCCAGUAUCUGGUUAUCUGGUAUGAAUAUACCAGCACCCAUCGUCAGCAACAAGAACUGGCUAAGACUCCAUUUUGUGACUGAUAGGAAUCAUCGACAUAAAGGAUUCACAGUUCAGUAUCAAGUGAAAAGCUCUGGAGAGCUGAAAUCCAGAGGGGUAAAGUUAUUACCGGGAAAGGACGACAAUAACAAACUGUCUUUGAUGAAUGAAGGAGGAAUUAAACAGGUGUCCAAUUAUUGCCCGGACCCGGGGGAACCUGAGAACGGCAAACGCAGCGGCACCGACUUCAGCAUUGGAGCAACGGCUCAGUUUACCUGUGAUGAGGACCAUGUGCUGCAAGGCUCCAAAACCAUCACCUGUCAGAGGGUAGCGGAGGUGUUCGCUGCUUGGAGCGACCACAGACCUGUCUGCAAAGUGAAAACGUGCGGAUCAACUCUCCAUGGUCCAUCGGGGACUUUCACGUCUCCCAAUUUCCCCAUCCAGUACGAGAGUAAUUCCCACUGCGUGUGGAUUAUCACUGCUGGUGACCCCAAUAAGGUUAUCCAGAUCAACUUUGAGGAGUUUGACCUGGAGAUCGGCUAUGACUCAUUAACCAUUGGAGACGGAGGGGAGGUUGGGGAUUCAAGAACGAUAAUACAAGUGCUGACGGGCAGCUUCGUGCCUGACCUUAUUGUCAGCAUGUCUCAUCAAAUGUGGCUGCACCUUCAGUCUGAUGAGAGUGUGGGAUCUAUCGGUUUCAAGGUCAACUAUAAAGAGAUUGAUAAGGAGAGUUGCGGGGACCCAGGCACACCUCUGUAUGGCUUCCAGGAGGGCAGUGGGUUUCUGAAUGGGAACGUGCUGCGGUUCGAGUGCCAAUUUGGCUUCGAGCUGAUUGGAGAGAGGAUGAUCACCUGUCAGAACAACAACCAAUGGUCUGCUAACAUCCCCAUGUGCAUAUUCCCAUGUUUCUCCAACUUCACGGCGCCCGUGGGCACUGUGCUGUCCCCUGACUACCCAGAGGGCUAUGGGAACAACCUGAACUGUGUGUGGGUCAUCAUCUCUGAGCCCGGCAGCCGGAUCCACCUGGCCUUCAACGACUUUGACCUGGAGCCUCCUUACGACUUCCUCACCGUGAAGGACGGGGACCAGAUGGCCUCGUCCAUCCUGGGGAGGUACUCGGGAGCGGAGGUGCCCUCUCACUUCAGCUCCAACACCAACAUACUACAGCUGGAGUUCCAGGCAGACCACUCCAUGUCUGGGAGAGGAUUCAACAUCACCUACAGCACAUUUGGCCACAACGAGUGUCCGGACCCAGGCGUCCCUCUGAAUGCCAGACGGUUUGGGGACAGUUUCCAGCUGGGUAGCUCUGUCUCUGUGGUGUGUGAGGAGGGCUUCAUCAAGACCCAGGGCACUGACACCAUCACCUGCCAGCUGGAGGAGGACAAGGUCAUGUGGAGCGGACCCAUCCCUAAAUGUGAAGCUCCCUGUGGAGGCCAUUACUCUGCUCCAUCUGGAGUGAUCCUGUCCCCAGGGUGGCCCGGCUACUAUAAGGACUCCCUCAGCUGUGAGUGGGUCAUCGAGGCAACGCCCGGACGCUCUGUCAAGAUCAGUUUUGACAGGUUCCAGACGGAGCUCAGCUAUGACUUCCUGGAGGUGCAUGAUGGUCCCAACCUGCUCUCGCCUCUGAUUGGCUCGUUCAACGGGACCCAGGCCCCCCAGUUCCUGUUCAGCAGUAGUAACUUCAUCUACCUCCUCUUCAUCACCGACAACAGCAGAUCCAACAGCGGCUUCAAGAUCUUCUACGAGAUUGUGACGUUGGACACGUCAUCGUGCAUGGACCCUGGGGUCCCGGUGAACGGCGUGCGGUACGGCCAUGACCUGGCCAUCGGGUCCACAGUGUCUUUCCAGUGUGACCAGGGAUACAGGCUCAGUCACGAGGAACCCCUGGUCUGUGAGAAGAACCACUGGUGGAGCCGUCCUCUGCCCACAUGUGACGCAUCUUGUGGUGGGGACGUGAGAGGACCUGGUGGUAUCAUCCUGUCUCCUGGAUAUCCAGAACUCUACCCUAACUCUCUAAACUGCACCUGGACAGUGGAGGUCGGACAUGGGAAAGGGGUCCAGUUCAUGUUUCAUUCCUUCCACUUGGAAGAUCACCAUGACUACCUCCUGAUCACUGAGAACGGCAGCUUCGCCCUACCUUUAGCUCGCCUCACCGGCCCCGAGUGCCCGGCGCCCGUCAACGCAGGCCUCUACGGGAACUUCAAGGCCCAGCUUCGCUUCAUAUCCGACUUCUCUAUAUCCUUUCAAGGAUUCAACAUCUCCUACUCAGAGUAUAAUCUGGAGCCGUGUGAGGACCCCGGGACCCCCAGGUUUGGCUGGCACACAGGCAUCAGCUUUGGCAUCGGAGACUCGCUGGUUUUCUCCUGCAAUGCGGGCUAUCGCCUACAGGGGGCGGUGGAGAUCUGGUGCCUGGGAGGCGGUCGCCGCGUGUGGAGUGCCCCUCUGCCAAGGUGUGUGGCGGAGUGCGGCUCAACCGUUUCCAACAGCGAAGGAGUUGUGUUGUCGCCCAACUACCCACUAAACUAUGACAACAGCCACGAGUGUGUCUACAGCAUUCAGGUAGAGACAGGAAAGGGCAUCAACGUCUCAGCAAGCACCUUCCAACUGGCACAAGGAGACAUUCUCAAGGUCUAUGAUGGAGGGGACAGUGCUGCCCCUGUCCUGGGUAUCUACGCCGGCUCCACCAUGCUAGGCCUGGCCAUUACCUCCACCUCCAAUCAUCUGUGGCUGGAGUUCAACUCAGACCAGGAGCACACAGCAGGCGGCUUCAGACUCAGCUACUCCAGUUUUGAGCUGUCUCACUGCCAGGAUCCCGGGGUGCCUCAGUUUGGGUUCAUAGUCAGCGACCAGGGGCACUUCGCUGGCAGUGUCAUCACGUACGGCUGUGACCAAGGUUAUACCCUGCACGGAAGUGGCAUACUCAAGUGCAUGACCCGAGAGAGAAGAGCAUGGGACAACCACCUCCCCUCAUGCAUAGCGGAGUGUGGGGGUAGGUUCAAAGGUGAGUCUACAGGGCGCAUCCUGUCUCCUGGAUAUCCCUUCCCUUACGACAACAACCUGCGCUGUACCUGGACCAUCACUGUCAACUCUGGCAACAUCGUCAGCCUCCAGUUUCUGGCGUUCGACACAGAGGCAUCUCACGACAUCCUGAAGGUUUGGGACGGACCACCAGAAAAUGAGAUGUCUCUGAGGGAGGUGUCUGGCUCUCUGCUCCCCGAGGGGAUACACAGCACCCUCGACGUCGUCACCAUUCAGUUCGAGACUGACUUUUAUAUCACCAAGUCUGGCUUCGCAAUCGACUUCUCAAGUUCGGUGGCGACAGCCUGCAGAGAUCCAGGCAUGCCUAUGAAUGGCAGUCGUAACGGAGAGGGGAGAGAACCAGGUGAUACGGUGAACUUCUCCUGUGAUCCAGGAUACGAGCUGCAGGGAGAGAGCAAGAUCACCUGCAUCCAGGUGGACAACAGAUACUAUUGGCUGCCCAGCCCUCCCAGCUGCAUUGCUCCCUGUGGGGGCAACGUAACAGGAUCAUCAGGAUUCAUCCUCUCCCCCAACUUCCCCCUCCCUUACCCUCACAGCAAGGACUGUGAUUGGCUGAUCGCUGUCCACUCAGACUACGUCAUAUCCCUGGCUUUUAUCAGUUUCAGUAUCGAGCCCAACUACGACUUCCUGUAUAUCUACGACGGACCAGACAGCAACAGUCAUCUCAUUGGUAGUUUCCAGGAUAGCAAGCUUCCAGAGAAGAUCGAGAGCUCCGCUAACUUCAUGCACCUAGCCUUCCGUAGCGACGGCUCAGUGAGCUACAAAGGCUUCCAUCUGGAGUAUAAAGCUAAACUGCGGGAGGCUUGCUUUGAUCCGGGGAACGUUAUGAACGGGACACGCCUGGGGAAUGACUACAAGCUGGGCUCCACGGUGACGUUCAGCUGUGAGGCGGGAUAUGUGUUACAGGGACACUCCACACUGACCUGUAUGAUGGGGAACAGCAGGAGGCCUGAAUGGGACCGAGCCAAGCCCAGCUGUCAAGCUCCGUGCGGAGGCCGCUCGACAGGGUCAGAGGGGACCGUCCUGUCCCCAAACUACCCCCGUAAUUAUACCCAGAGUCUGACCUGCGUCUACCACAUCUUUGUCCCCGGGGACUUUGUGUGCUAUAACAACUGA
This is a messenger RNA of Coregonus clupeaformis (lake whitefish), 4929 nucleotides long. RefSeq names its product CUB and sushi domain-containing protein 3-like. The transcript is spliced from 33 exons. Bases 1 to 4929 code for a protein of 1642 amino acids. NCBI's taxonomy places the organism in Eukaryota, Metazoa, Chordata, Actinopteri, Salmoniformes, Salmonidae. The record is from RefSeq and is a predicted model, not a curated record. Gene Ontology annotation, biological process: regulation of dendrite development.